Messenger RNA from Gopherus evgoodei (Goodes thornscrub tortoise), 2081 nucleotides. RefSeq names its product leucine rich repeat containing 47 (gene LRRC47). The record is from RefSeq and is a predicted model, not a curated record. NCBI's taxonomy places the organism in Eukaryota, Metazoa, Chordata, Testudines, Testudinidae. Gene Ontology annotation, biological process: phenylalanyl-tRNA aminoacylation. The transcript has 7 exons. Gene Ontology annotation, molecular function: phenylalanine-tRNA ligase activity; protein binding; RNA binding. Bases 21 to 1808 code for a protein of 595 amino acids.
UGAGGAGGUUGGCAAGCAGCAUGGCGGACGCGGCCGCUUGGCCGGAGCUGGAGGCCGCGGAACGGGAGCGGCGCCGGGAGCUGGUUCUCCCCGGCGCGGCGGUGGAGGCCCGUAUCCGGGCGGGGGGAGGCCGGCUGCCCCCGCGGCUCCUGGCCCUGCCGCUGCUGCAGGCGCUGGAGCUGAGCGGCUGCGGGGCGCUGCGGGAGCUGGGCCCGGGGCUGGCGGCGGCGCUGCCGGCCCUGCGCACCCUGGUGCUGCGCGGGAACGGGCUGGGCCCGGCGGGGCUGGGCGCUCCGGAGGGCCCGGGGCUCGGAGGCCCCCUGCCGGCCCUGCGGGUGCUGGACCUGUCCGGGAACGGGCUGGAGACGCUGCCCGCGGCCCUGGGGGGAGCCCUGGAGCCGGCCGGGCCCUGCGCUGCUGGGGGGGCCCCUGCCUUCCCCCAGCUGCGGAGCUUGAACCUCACCGGGAACCGGCUCCGGGAGCUGGGGCCGGGCUUGGCUCGGGCCGCCCCCCAGCUCCAGACCCUGCUGCUCUCCGGGAACCGCCUGAAUGCCCUGCCCGGCGGCCUCCUGCCCCCGGGCGCCUCCGGCCUCUUCCCACUGCUCAGCCAGCUGGAGGCAGCCAACAACGGGCUGCAGGAGCUGGGCUCUGCCAUCGCCAACCUGCCGGCCCUCAAGAUCCUGAAUGUUUCCAAUAAUGAGUUAUCAGAAAUCCCUGCUGAGCUUGCAGACUGCCCUAAAUUAAAGGAGGUCAAUUUAAGAGGAAACAAACUAAAAGACAAGCGGCUGGAGAAAAUGGUCAGUAGCUGCCAGGCAAAAUCAAUUCUGGAAUACUUGCGGGUUGGAGGCCGAGGAGGUGGCAAAGGAAAAGGGAAACCAGAUAACUUUGAUAAAGAAGAGAGUAAGAAGAAAAAGAGGGAUAAACGCCAGAAGAAGGAUAGUGGAGAUGGGGAACUGGACAAGCUGGAAGAGGUGAAUAAACUGAUGAUCAAGAUUCUGCACAUUGCAGAAAAUCCAGCUCCAGUGGUAGUUAAAGUUAGUCCAAAUAUCAAAGAAGUUCGGCCAUACAUUGUUUGCUGUGUGGUGAAGGGAAUGAAUUUGAAUCAAGGGAAUGCCUUGAAGAGAUUUCUUUCUGCACAGAUCAAACUUCAUGAUGACAUCUGUGAGAAACGAACAGCAGCAACCAUUGCCACGCAUGACCUGCAGCUGAUCAAAGGGCCUCUGCUGUACGAUGCUCAGCCACCUAACGAAUUAACGGUAAUGCCACUGGGUCGGAAGGAGAUCAAGGCAAAGGAUCUUGUCCGUCAGUUGCAGUUAGAGGCUGAGCAACAAAGAAAACAGAAGAAGCGUCAGAAUGUUUCUGGAUUGCACAAGUACCUUCAGUUACUGGACGGGAAAGAGAACUAUCCUUGUCUAGUAGAUGCUGAGGGUGUUGUGAUUUCUUUCCCACCAAUCACUAACAGUGAGAGAACAAAGAUUAGAAAAACCACUUGUGAGCUAUUUCUGGAAGUGACGAGUGGCACCAGCCUCCAGAUAUGCAAAGAUGUCAUGGACACCCUGAUUCUAAAAAUGGCAGAACUCAACAAAUUCACUUUAGAGAAUAAGGAGGAAGAAUCCGUGUCUGAUGGUGAAUCGGACGUGACGUCUGAACGAGUGAAUUCAAAUCCCAGCCAAAAUGCAGAGCAAAAGACUUCUCCAUUAACGGUGGAGCAGGUUCGUGUUGUGGACGUGGAUGGGAAUUUAAAAGUACUGUAUCCAUCUAAAACUGACCUAACUCUGGUCUCAUCUCUUUUAACCAUAAUUCGUUAACAGCCAUCAAGGUUCUUGUAAAAUGCUUUGAUUUCAAAUUUUGUUUCAUAUUUUACAAAUACAGAGUUUGUAUAUGGUAAAAUUAAAUUAUUUAGACCCCUCUGUCUUUACGAAAACAUGUAAAGUGCCCUCCUUUUGGAUGCAUAACUCCGAUGAUUUGAUCCAACUGUGGCAAGGAGUACUGCAUUCUUUCCUGUCUCAUUAAUAAAGUCCCAAUGUUAUAACUGGUUAGAGAUUGAAUCAGUUUUUUAACGUUGGGAUCUAAGUAUUUCA